Molecule: messenger RNA, 1999 nt
Organism: Prunus mume (Japanese apricot)
Lineage: Eukaryota; Viridiplantae; Streptophyta; Magnoliopsida; Rosales; Rosaceae
Product: cytochrome P450 CYP749A22-like
Molecular function (GO): oxidoreductase activity, acting on paired donors, with incorporation or reduction of molecular oxygen; iron ion binding; monooxygenase activity
Source: RefSeq, a predicted model, not a curated record
GGACAAACUAACAAACAGAAGCAACAUGAACAGAUUGAUUUUUUUCUUGACUUUUUUUCAGAACAAUCAGGAGCAAGAAAAGCUUUAAAAACUCGGUAGGGUUCAUUCAGAAAAAGAGAGAGAGAUAGCCGAAGAGAAAAACAAUACCCCCAAAAUGACUACUUUGGGAGGCCUAAUAAUCAUUCUUCCAAGCUUUCUGUGUCUGCUCCUUGUCUUAGCUUUCAUCAAGAUCCUUCACAAACUAUGGUGGACUCCGAUUCGCAUACAGAAGGUGAUGGCUUUGCAGGGGAUCAAGGGCCCUUCUUACAGAUUCAUCUACGGAAAUACCAAAGAAAUCUCCAACAUGAAAAAGGAAGUCAUGGGCAGGCCUCACAUUUUAUCACACGACAUAUUUUCUGUAGUUCAACCUCACGUUCACUCGUGGACCAACAUAUAUGGGAAGAAUUAUCUUCAAUGGCAUGGUUCUCGAGCUCAGUUGGUUAUAACAGAACCUGAGUUGUGCAAAGAGAUACUAAAUAACAAAGGCAGAGCUUAUCCAAAACGAGAGCCCCCAAACAUUUCGAAGAAGCUAUUUGGAGAUGGCCUUGUGGCAACAAACAAAGCUGAAAAAUGGGCAAAAUUGCGAAAGCUGGCCACCCUUGCUUUCCAUGGAGAGAGUUUAAAAAGUAUGAUUCCAGAUAUGGUAGCCAGUGCUGAGAAGAUGGUAGAAAGGUGGAAAGUUUAUGAAGGAAAAGAGAUUGAGGUCUUUGAAGAGUUUAGAUUGUUCACUUCGGAAGUGAUUUCGAGAACAGCAUUUGGCAGCAGUUAUUCAGAAGGACAGGACAUAUUUGAAAUGUUGAGGAAGUUAGGCUUCCUAAUAUUCAAAAAUAUUCUCAAAGUCAGGGUUCCUGUCAUAAGUAAGCUCUUCAAAACCAGCGAUGAGAUCGAAUCGGAAAAACUUGAGAAAGGAAUCCAUGCCUCCAUAAUAGAGAUGGUUAAGAAAAGAGAAAAGAAGACAAUGACUGGAGAAAACGACAGCUUUGGGAGUGAUUUUCUUGGAUUACUUCUGAAGGCUAAUCAUGAAGCCAAUGAGAACCAGAGGAUUUCGGUGCAGGAGAUAAUUGAUGAGUGCAAGACGUUUUACUUUGCCGGACAAGAAACCGCUAAUACUUUGCUUUGUUGGACUGUCUUUCUUCUGGCACUCCAUACGGAUUGGCAAGAGGAAGCAAGAAAGGAGGUGCUACAAUUAUUUGGCAAACAAACUCCAAAUCUUGAUGGCAUUGGCAAACUGACAACAAUGAGUAUGAUCAUCAAUGAGACUCUAAGGUUAUAUCCCCCUGCUGUUCACGUUGUAAGGAGAGUCGAAAGGGAAGUUACACUAGGAAAGCUGAUUGUUCCUAGUAAUCUUGAAUUGGAUGUCUCAAUCGUAGCACUUCACCAUGAUCCUCAAAUCUGGGGACAAGAUGUGCAACUUUUCAAACCAGAGAGAUUCUCGGAAGGGGUUGCCAAAGCAACCAACAAUCAUGUAGGCGCAUUCAUACCCUUUUCAAUGGGACCUCGAAUUUGUGUGGGCUUAAACUUUGCGACAACGGAAGUGAAGAUUGCUUUGUCGAUGAUUCUACAACGUUACGCCUUCACCCUUUCCCCAGGUUAUGUCCACUCGCCCUUACAUCUUCUUACAGUUCGUCCACAACAUGGAGUACAGGUAAGGCUACAACCACUUUGAACUUCGAAGGUCAGAUCAGUUGCCCAUGAUUCUUGUCCUUGGUGCAUAAAUUGGACAUAACCCAUGUUGUGCCUAUGAAUGUUGCACUUUGAGACAAGACAGACAAGGAGCUUACUUGUGAAUUAUCCUUUCGAGUUUAUGAAGCGAUUGUUCUCUUUUGUUUUGCAGUAUUUUGCUGAGUCCAAGGUUUUCCUGUUCGUUUUUUUGUUUUUUUUUGGGUAGAAUGAAAUCUUAUGCUUACAGUUGUAAUAAACAUUUUCAGUUUAAGGUAAAACGAAUUUUGAAAAAAGGGCA